This is a messenger RNA of Notechis scutatus (mainland tiger snake), 1393 nucleotides long. NCBI's taxonomy places the organism in Eukaryota, Metazoa, Chordata, Lepidosauria, Squamata, Elapidae. The record is from RefSeq and is a predicted model, not a curated record.
UCCCAUAAAAGGAUCCACUCAGGAGAGAAACCAUAUAAAUGCAUGGAGUGUGGAAAGACCUUUGCUCAGAGCAGUGGACUCAGAAACCACAAAAUGAUCCACACAGGGGAAAAACCAUUUAAAUGCUUGGAGUGUGGAAAGACAUUUGCUCAAAGAGGUAAUUUUAUUUCCCAUAAGAUGAUCCACACAGGGGAGAAGCCGUAUAAAUGCAUGGAGUGUGGAAAGACUUUUGCUCUGAGCAGUGGACUCAGAAACCACAAAAUGAUCCACACAGGGGAAAAGCCAUUUAAAUGCAUGGAGUGUGGAAAGACAUUUGCUCAUAAAGGUAAUCUUAUUUCCCAUAAGAUGAUCCACACAGGGGAGAAGCCAUAUAAAUGUACGGAGUGUGGAAAGACGUUUGUUCAACAACGUAAUCUUAUUUCCCAUAAGAUAAUUCACACCGGGGAGAAACCAUAUAAAUGCACUGAGUGUGGGAAAACUUUUACUCGUAGCUAUGAACUUACUAUCCACAAAAAGAUCCACACAGGAGAGAAAACAUAUAAAUGCAUGGAAUGUGGAAAGACCUUUGCUCAGAGCAGUGGACUUAGUUGCCACAAAAAGAUACACACAGGAGAGAAACCAUAUAAAUGCAUGGAGUGUGGAAAGACCUUUGCUCAGAGCAGUGGACUUCGUUCCCACAAAAAGAUGCACACAGGAGAAAAAUCGUACAAAUGCACAGAGUGUGGAAAGACAUUUGCUCAUAGAGGUAAUCUUAUUUCCCAUGAGAUGAUCCACACAGGAGAAAAGCCAUAUAAAUGCACGGAGUGUGGAAAGACCUUUGCUCAAAGGGGUAAUCUUAUUUCCCAUAAGAUGAUCCACACCGGGGAGAAGCCGUAUAAAUGCAUGGAGUGUGGGAAGACCUUUGCUCUGAGCAGUAGACUUAGUUCCCACAAAAAGAUCCACACAGGGGAGAAGCCAUAUAAAUGCACGGAGUGUGGAAAUACCUUUGCUCAAAGAGGCCAUCUUAUUUUCCAUAAGAUGAUCCACACAGUGGAGAAGUCUUAUAAAUGCAUGACAUGUGGGAAAACCUUUAGUCGUAGCAGUGAACUCACUAGCCACAAAAAGAUCCAUACGGGAGAGAAAUCAUAUAAAUGCAUGGUGUGUGGAAAGAGCUUUGCUCAGAGCAGUGGACUUAGCAUCCACAAAAAGAUCCACAUAAGGGAGAAACCAUUUAAAUGCAUGGAGUGUGGAAAGAUCUUUGCUCAAAGCCGUUAUCUUGCUUCCCAUAAAAAGAUCCACUCAUGAGAGAAACCAUUGAAAUGCACAGCAUGUGGGAAAACGUUUACUCAAGGCAAUGGACUUACUACCCACAAAAAGCUCCACAGAGUGGAACAACCAUAUAAAUUCAUGGACU